This is a messenger RNA of Uloborus diversus, 1800 nucleotides long. Its product is annotated as hornerin-like. Lineage: Eukaryota; Metazoa; Arthropoda; Arachnida; Araneae; Uloboridae. The record is from RefSeq and is a predicted model, not a curated record. The transcript has 3 exons. The coding region runs from base 54 to 1697 and encodes 547 amino acids.
ACGGAUCACUUUUUUUGCUCGCUCUCGGAUUGCCUAGUGCCAACACGCUUCCCAUGAAGUCCCUCGUGAUCCUGGCCCUCUGCGCCCUCUUGGCGUCCGCCAACAACGCCAAGUCGCCCGAGGAGGCCGCCAAGAAGGACGACCUGCAGAGCGAGGCGACCCGACAGAGCUACGGCCCGCCCCAGAAGAACGAAUACGGCCUGCUGCACGACUACCCGGCCAGCGGUCCGGGCAAGCUGGACGAAGCCGGACACCGCAAGGGGGUGGAGGCCGGAUAUCCGUCCGGCGGAUACGACAACAGGGGGCCCCUGCUUCCGAGCGCCUACAACAAGCCCAGCAGCUCCUACGGCUCGAGCUACCCGCCCGAACACGCCCCAGCGCCUGCUCCGAUCCAUGACUCCUACUCGAAACCGGGCAGCGGCUACUCGCACUCCAGCAGCUACUCCAAGCCGUCGACCGGAUACUCCGGACACAACAGCUACUCCAAGCCCUCCGUCGGAUACGCCAAGCCCCUCACCGGAUACGGAAGCGAAUACAACGGCCCCUCCUCCCACCACGCCCCCGCGUCCCACGGAUACGGCUCCUCCUCCUAUUCCUCCUCGGGAUACAACCAUCCUGCUUCCUCUUAUUCCGGCGGAUACGGAAGUCCGGCGCCUGCUUCCUCCAGCGGGUAUGGAAGUCCGGCCUCGUCUUUGUCCAGCGGAUACGGAAGUCCGGCCUCAUCAUUAUCCGGCGGGCACGGAAGUCGGGUGUCUUCUUAUUCCCGCGGGUACGGAAGUCCGGUGUCUUCUUACUCCAGUGGAUAUGGAAGUCCGGUGUCUUCUUAUUCAAGUGGAUACGGAAGCCCCGCCUCUUCUUCGGGCGUUGGAUACGCAAAACCUCUUACCGGAUACGGGUACGCCAAGCCUCUUAGCGGAUACGGAUAUUCCAGGCCUUCUACUGCUUCCAGGUACUCGAAGCCGGUGAAACCCUUCGUGGAUUACGACAAUGGCAUCCAUGCUCCUAAACCCUACUCCGCUCAGGGCCAUACUCGAGCCCCCGGCAGCUACGCCCCGCCCCAUCAUGCAAGUGGUUACGCCUCUUCCUCCGGAAGCCCCGCCCACGGCGGAUACGCCCCACCCUCUUCGCACUCCAGCUACUCGCCUCCUUCCUCGCUUCACAGGGGCUACGCAGCACCGGCGCAUGGAGGGCACGCCCCGUCCCAUCACGCAAGCGGCUACGCGCCCUCUACCGGAAGCCCCGCCCAUGGCGGAUACGCCCCACCUUCUAGCCACUCAUCUCCGUCCUCGCUGCACAGGGGCGCCCAUCCUUCCCAGAACGGCUACGCCCCGAAGAUCGGGUACUCCGCGCCCUCCUACCCGAAGCACCAGCAGAGCGGCUUCUACGCGCCCGAGUCCCUGGGUGGCUACGCCGCCCCCGCGUCGCCCUUCUCCUAUUCGCCAAAAGCGCCGGCCCACGCCCCUUCGCCGGACAACUACGGGCAGGCGUACGUCUCGCAGAAAGAGUACAGCAAGACGGUGGAGACGUACGGCAGCUCGGGAUCCGGUCACAGUGUGCCCCGGAGGGCGGCGCUCCAGCCCGGGCACUCCCUCUACGGAUCGGCCAGCUACGGUCGCAGCUACGACGCAGUCAAGGAACAGCCCCAAGUGGACAGUCCGGAACAGGCGAUCUACGGAGGCUACGGGCACGUUUAUUGAACAAAAGAUGAUCUGUUAACUGUUGAUAUUGUUACAUGUUACUGUUAUUAUAUUUGUAAAUUUUAUAACCAAAGAAUAAAGUUAUGGAUAACUUUUACCAGCC